UUUUUUUUUUUUUUACUUUCUCAUAUUUAAGUAUAUAAAGAACUCCUUUCAUUCUUAGUAUUGAAAUGUUUACCUCACUAGAACAUAGCACCUCUAGCAAUAAAUUUACCUACUUCCAUAGCUACUACUACUGUACGAAUAGGGGAGUGAGUCUUGGCCAAUAAAAAUCAUAGAGAACAUUACGUUGGCAUUCCGCAGCCAAAUCAUGGUCUCAAGACGAAAGGUUCGACUUUUUCUUCUGUUCCUAUAAUUUCUCCUUGACUUGUGAAACUCAACAUUCAUAUUUGUUCCCGUCCCCGACGGAAUUCCUGUAAAGGGUGGGGAUCCUGCAAUUUCCUUGCUGACUAGAGGGUGAUUUCUUCUUCCUGAAAGUGUCUCUCCCCCUUGUCUCAUUGCUGUGGCCUCCAUCGCCGCUCCCGCUGUCAUCCUGUACUAAGUUGGGUCCUUCGGACGACAUACUUAGACAGCCCUGUUUCUGAUUGUCGGCUUAAUUUACGAAACCAUUUAAAUCAUCUCCGCCCUUUUCUUCUCCUUGUCAUUCGUUUAGUUCCGCGUGCUACAUCCCCCUUGCUUUGCGACCUGUCCGUUUUCGUAUAGAAGCCAAGUUCGCCCCUCAGCCUAGGCACCCAUCGUCAACAUCAACAGGGUUCCAAUUGUCCCGUGUCUGGCACGGUAGGGACAUCUUAUCACCAUGUCAUCGGGACCGGUGAGAUAUGUGCGAUAUCUUCUUUUCGCCGCUGUGGGUUUGGCGCUUUUCUUUUUCGUCUCCAGAAGCGCUCUUCCUAUUCCCGAAACCAUCGGGUCGAAGUUAAACCCGUCAAACUACAAAGACACUUCCACUUCCACUUCUUCAUCCUCAUCCUCUCAUGGCAAUGCAGCUACCUCGAAGGAACAUACCAACGGUGUUCCAGGGAACGGGAGCGCCCUUCAGGGUGAACGGGUCAAUGCUACUUUUGUGACUUUGGCACGCAAUUCCGAUGUCUGGGAUAUCGCGAAAUCGAUCCGGAGUGUCGAAGAUCGCUUCAAUCGCAACUACCAUUAUGAUUGGGUCUUCCUAAACGAUAAGGAAUUCGAUGACAACUUCAAAAAGAUCACUACGGCACUGGUUUCUGGCAACACCCAUUACGGCGUUAUUCCAAAGGAACACUGGUCGUAUCCUGAGUGGAUUGACCAAGACAAGGCGGCCAAGGUGCGCGAGGAUAUGGGCCAAAAGAAAAUCAUCUACGGUGAUUCCGAGAGCUACCGACACAUGUGCCGUUAUGAGUCUGGAUUCUUCUUCCGUCACCCGUUGAUGCUGAAUUACGAGUACUACUGGCGUGUGGAGCCCAGCAUUGAACUGUUCUGCGAUAUUAGCUUCGACCCGUUCCGAUUCAUGAAGGAAAACGACAAGAAGUAUAGCUUCGUUCUCAGUUUGUAUGAGUACUUCGACACCAUUCCCACUCUCUGGGAUAGUGUGAAAAAGUUCAUGAGCAACCACCCGGAACACAUAGCCAAAGGGAACUCCAUGGGAUUCUUGAGCGACGAUGGCGGAAAAACUUACAACAAGUGCCAUUUCUGGUCGAACUUUGAAAUCGGACAUCUAGAAUGGCUCAGAUCCAAAGAAUACCUUGAUUACUUCGAAUCCCUUGACCACGACGGCGGCUUCUUUUAUGAACGAUGGGGCGACGCUCCAGUGCACUCUAUUGCUGCUGGUCUGCUCCUGAAAAAGGAGCAGAUUCAUUUCUUCAAUGAAAUUGCCUACUACCAUAUUCCCUUCACACACUGUCCGACUGGUGAGCAGUUGAGGCUGGAUCUCAAGUGCCACUGCAACCCCAGCGAGAAUUUUGACUGGAAGGGCUAUUCCUGCACUUCCCGCUUCUUCCAUGUUAAUGAUAUGAAAAAGCCCGCGGGUUACGAGGAUGAAAGUUGACUAGCCGUCCUCGGGAAAGUCUUCCUCUCAAUUAUCAUCAUUGGUGGCAUUGUCCUUGCGAUCAGCAAAAGCGUUCGAGUGCGAGUGGUCCAUGGCGGACUAUAUCUACUUGAUCGAAUUGCCGCUGUUUGGACGGCCUAUCUCAGACGCUGAGUAGCACCAUACGAGAAGGUAGAAUCCUUCGCUAAAAUUGGAUCUAACUGUAGAUGCUGGACAUUGGCCUUGUGGGCCCUUCUUUGUUCUUUCCAUACGUUCGUGCGUCGUUCGCAUGUCUUAUUAGAGGGAUCUUUGUUCGUUUUCUUUCCUUGUUUCUAGGAAGUGAUUGUGCAUAUUCAUGGAGCGCUAAGGUUACAGCAGGGCAAUUAUCAUACUGUGUUUUGAGUUGAGGGGGAAAAGCAAUUAGCCCAUUCAAUAUCAAAUCCCAUCAUAAAUGUACAUAGCUAUUUAUAACGAUAACGACGAUAACAGUCCGUUCGACAGAACCAAGUAGAUAGUACAAUACAGGCAUUCUAGCAUCGCCUUCUCACCCAUCCACCUUGUCAGGGUAUCUCUCCUCUCCAAGCGCAAUUAAUUAAUCCCUCUUCGGCUUCUUAGUACCAUAUUUGGAUCUGCUUGUCAACCGGUUGGCAACACCACCCUAUAAAAGCCGUCAGCAACCACAUCACUCAACCAACCCAUCGACACUAAAGCGGAAAAUGGCGACUUACCAGAUCCAUAGCACCCCGAACC
Aspergillus alliaceus is the source of this 2638-nucleotide messenger RNA. RefSeq names its product glycosyltransferase family 15 protein. Gene Ontology annotation, cellular component: Golgi apparatus; membrane. Lineage: Eukaryota; Fungi; Ascomycota; Eurotiomycetes; Eurotiales; Aspergillaceae. Gene Ontology annotation, molecular function: alpha-1,2-mannosyltransferase activity. The transcript is spliced from 4 exons. Gene Ontology annotation, biological process: protein O-linked glycosylation; protein N-linked glycosylation; cell wall mannoprotein biosynthetic process. The coding region runs from base 692 to 1909 and encodes 405 amino acids. The record is from RefSeq and is a predicted model, not a curated record.